Suillus paluster is the source of this 1221-nucleotide messenger RNA. Its product is annotated as translation initiation factor 6. Gene Ontology annotation, biological process: maturation of 5.8S rRNA; ribosomal subunit export from nucleus; maturation of LSU-rRNA. NCBI's taxonomy places the organism in Eukaryota, Fungi, Basidiomycota, Agaricomycetes, Boletales, Suillaceae. Gene Ontology annotation, cellular component: cytosol; preribosome, large subunit precursor; nucleolus. The record is from RefSeq and is a predicted model, not a curated record. The coding region runs from base 210 to 947 and encodes 245 amino acids. Gene Ontology annotation, molecular function: ribosomal large subunit binding. The transcript is spliced from 5 exons.
UCUUGAUUGCGAUAAUCUGACUCGGACUAUGUACAGUAGUAUUACCUUGUUUACGAAAUUUUCAAAGCAUAUAUCUUGACCGUCCAGGUCGAGUAUUCUAGCAUUCACUCAGGCUGAUCUUUUACGAUCCUCCAUACCUCCCGCUCUUUUCUGUACUCUAUCUCUCAUCUAACCCCCCAGGACCAGCUGUAGAUUACUCUCCAAUAAACAUGGCUACUCGUAUCGAAUUCGAGAACAGCAGCGAAAUCGGCGUGUUUGCAAAACUGACAAACAGCUACUGCCUGGCUGCAAUCCAAGGCAGCACGAAUUUCUACUCGGCCUUUGAGGCUGAGCUUGGCGAUGUCAUUCCCAUCGUGCAUUCCACGAUCGGCGGCACCCGUAUCGUCGGGAGAUUGACCGCAGGAAAUCGACAUGGUCUACUCCUCCCCUCAACAACGACUGAUCAGGAACUACAGCAUCUGCGUAACUCCCUUCCUGACGCUGUUUCGAUCCAGCGAGUCGAAGAACGUCUAUCUGCGCUGGGUAACGUCAUUGCUUGCAACGACUACGUUGCCCUCGUCCACCCUGACGUUGACCGCGAGACGGAGGAAAUCAUUGCUGAUGUGCUCAAGGUUGAGGUCUUCAGGCAGACCGUCGCAGAUAACGUCCUUGUGGGGAGCUAUUGUGCGAUAUCAAAUCAGGGUGGACUUGUUCACCCAAAGACGAGCAUUCAGGACCAGGAUGAACUGAGUAGUCUUCUACAGAUUCCCCUUGUGGCUGGUACUGUCAACCGAGGUUCAGACGUUAUCGGUGGAGGUCUGGUCGUCAACGACUGGUGCGCGUUUACUGGACUUGACACUACCGCCACAGAGAUCAGUGUUAUCGAAGCUGCAUUCAAGCUUCAAGGACAAAGUUCUUCAGCUGUCAUUGGCGAGAUGCGGGAUUCUCUUAUCGACAACUGGGCAUAAUUGAAUUUUACGUCACGCAUCCCUUUAUCGUUACUUAUACCUUCACGUCUACCUUCAUCUACACUCGAAGUGCUACCUUAGUCUGCAGCAUGAAUUCUGUAUCUUUACGCUUGUAAGUCGUUGGCAAUGGAAUAGUUGUGAGAGGAAUUGAUACUGGAGAAUAAUGGGAUAAUAUUUAUCCUUCAAGUGCAAUUUUAGGUUUGACCCCUGUUUUGUAGCAUUUGGAUUAUAGUUCGUUGUUUGACGUGACAACUAAGUAUGUAUGUUGCUCGGG